This is a messenger RNA of Cynocephalus volans (Philippine flying lemur), 1969 nucleotides long. It is a transcript of the gene FBXO25, whose product is annotated as F-box protein 25. Gene Ontology annotation, cellular component: SCF ubiquitin ligase complex; nucleus; cytoplasm. The transcript has 11 exons. Gene Ontology annotation, biological process: protein ubiquitination. Gene Ontology annotation, molecular function: protein binding. The coding region runs from base 75 to 1178 and encodes 367 amino acids. NCBI's taxonomy places the organism in Eukaryota, Metazoa, Chordata, Mammalia, Dermoptera, Cynocephalidae. The record is from RefSeq and is a predicted model, not a curated record.
GACGACUUCCGGCAAUAAUCUCCGACGCGUCGCCGUCAGGUGCGGACGGAGGCCGUUGGCGCGUCAGGAGAACUAUGCCUUUUUUGGGUCAGGACUGGAGAUCUCCUGGAUGGAGUUGGAUUAAAACAGAAGAUGGCUGGAAAAGAUGUGAAUCCUGUAGUCAGGAACUUGAAAGAGAGAAUAAUCAGUGUAACAUCAAUCACAAUGUUAUCUUAAAUAGUGAAGAUGAAGAAAUAUUCAAUAAUGAACAGCAUGAAUAUACAUCCAAAAAAAGGAAAAAGGACCAUUUUAGAAAUGACACAAAUACGCAAAGUUUUUAUCGUGAAAAAUGGAUCUAUGUCCAUAAAGAAAGCACAAAAGAAAGGCAUGGCUAUUGUACCUUGGGGGAAGCCUUUAAUCGAUUAGACUUCUCAAGUGCAAUUCAGGAUAUCCGAAGGUUCAAUUAUGUGGUUAAACUAUUGCAGCUAAUUGCAAAAUCCCAAUUAACUUCAUUGAGUGGUGUCGCACAAAAGAAUUACUUCAACAUUUUGGAUAAAAUCGUUCAAAAGGUUCUUGAUGACCACCAAAAUCCUCGCCUGAUCAAAGAUCUUCUCCAAGACCUAAGCUCUACCCUCCGCAUUCUUAUUAGAGGUGUAGGGAAGUCUGUAUUGGUGGGAAACAUCAAUAUUUGGAUUUGCCGAUUGGAAACUAUUCUCACCUGGCAACAACAACUACAGAAUCUUCAGAUGACUAAGCAGGUGAACAGUGGCCUCACUCUCAGCGACCUUCCUUUGCACAUGCUGAACAACAUCUUGUACCGGUUCUCAGACGGAUGGGACAUCAUAACUUUAGGCCAAGUGACCCCCACGCUGUACAUGCUCAGUGAAGACAGACAGUUGUGGAAGAAACUGUGCCAGUACCAUUUUGCCGAAAAGCAGUUUUGUAGACAUUUGAUCCUUUCAGAAAAAGGUCAUAUCGAAUGGAAGUUGAUGUAUUUUGCACUUCAGAAAUAUUACCCAACUAAAGAACAGUAUGGAGACACUUUACAUUUUUGUCGGCACUGCAGCAUUCUCUUUUGGAAGGACUACCAUCUUGCUUUAUUAUUCAAGGACUCGGGACACCCAUGUACUGCGGCCGACCCCGACAGCUGCUUCAUGCCCGUGUCUCCACAGCACUUCAUUGAUCUCUUCAAAUUUUAAAGGCAGCCCUCACCCCUGCUGUCCCUGUCAAAGGUUGUGCAUUGUGCUUUUUGUGCGAUAGCUGGUAGUAAAUGUUCUUUGUGAUCAAAAGCAUUGACUAGGUGGGUGACUAGUGGCGUCCUGUGAGGCCUGUGCUUCCAGAGAGAACAUGAAGAGUUAUUCCUCAGCAGCUAAGGGGUAGGAAUGCAUUGUUGCAUAAUUUGAUCUUUGAAGGGGGUCAAGGGACCCAAGCAAAAUCAUUUUUAUUUCUUUAAAAACUUCUUUCUUUCUAAGCAUAUUAAAAUUUGAAAUUUUGCAUAUUUAUAAAUGGUUCAAAAAAGAUUUGGGGUUUUCAGCCCCACAUUCUAUGCUGAACUGGCACUAAUGGCCAAGAUUGUGCUUCUUAAUUGUCAAAUUAUUGUUUCCCAGUUUUAUGGUAAUUGGGGUUGGGAGACACAACAAUUGAUCCUUGUAAAUAUAUUGUGCAGAAUAUUUAUUUUUUCUUAAAAUGUAUUUUAACAACUGCAUAUGCUGUGCCCAGAUGAGUCUUCUUUAAAUAUACAGUGAACCUAGGGAAAUGCUGGCCAUAUUUCAUCAUAGUGUUUAUCAAUCAGGUUGUAAAUUGUGCCAACUGUCCACAGCCUGACAAUGGUAUGGUGGGCUCUGUGCUCCUGAGAGCCCCUAGUGUGGGGGCUAAUCUGUGUAUUCACAUCUGGACCAAGGAAGGGACCAAACCCACAUUUGGAGCAUUUGCCAAGACUGAGUCAGGAGCAGCCCAAUGUAGUCUAAACUUUACUUGUGUUGAAACUACU